This is a messenger RNA of Hepatospora eriocheir, 372 nucleotides long. The record is from the annotation of a GenBank genome assembly. NCBI's taxonomy places the organism in Eukaryota, Fungi, Microsporidia, Hepatosporidae.
AUGUUAAAAUUAUUCAAAGAUAUUAAUUUUAAAACUCCAAAGAUUAAAAAAGAGUUACAGCGACUAGUAGGAUUUAUUAACAAGUUUAAAGAUUUUAUUCCCAACCUAUCCUCUAGAAUUACUUGCCUUACACGUAUGACUAGAAAAAAUUACAUAUUUAAAUGGUCAGACAAAUGUCAAAAAAGUGUAGAAAAAAUCUUUUAUGGUUUAAAAAAGGAAAGUAAACUAUUUAAUCCAGAUCACACAAAAAUUUUUGGUAUUUUUACAGAUGCAAGUGACACUGGUAUUGGAGCUGUCCUUGUUCAAAAUUCUAAACUCAUCGGCGUCUUUAGUAGAAAACUUUCUUUUACCCAAAUGAUUUAUUGUGACUGA